AGCGGCGCGGGCGGCAUGGCGGCGCAGGGCAGCCUGGUGGCCAACCGGGGCCGGCGCUUCAAGUGGGCCAUCGAGCUGAGCGCGCCCGGGGGCGGCAGCAGGGGCCGCAGCGAGCGGGGCGGCGGGCAGGGGGACUCGCUGUGCCCGGUGGGCUACCUGGACAAGCAGGUGCCCGACACGAGCGUGCAGGAGACGGACCGCAUCCUGGUGGAGAAGCGCUGCUGGGACAUCGCGCUGGGCCCGCUCAAGCAGAUCCCCAUGAACCUCUUCAUCAUGUACAUGGCGGGCAACACCAUCUCCAUCUUCCCCACCAUGAUGGUGUGCAUGAUGGCGUGGCGGCCCAUCCAGGCGCUCAUGGCCAUCUCGGCCACUUUCAAGAUGCUCGAGAGUUCAAGCCAGAAGUUCCUCCAGGGCUUGGUGUAUCUGAUUGGGAACCUCCUGGGUCUUGCGCUGGCUGUUUAUAAGUGCCAGUCCAUGGGGCUCUUGCCCACGCACGCAUCGGAUUGGUUAGCCUUCAUUGAGCCUCCUGAGAGGAUGGAAUUCAGUGGCGGAGGGUUAUUGUUAUAAGAAAGCAGCAUCUGGUGCUUCCAGACUCUCACUUAGAAUCUUUAUGCUCAGUAGCUCCUCAGCUACUUACAUUCAUACUGACGCCGAAAAGAAUCAGAAGUCCUCUUUCGUCGUUUUGGAGACAAAUCCCAGUGAUACAACAAACAAAACUGUUAGGACUGCCUUUGACUGAAAAUAAUGUAGAAAACUUUAUUUAUGUGUCUAGUACAGAGCAAAACAACAAAUAAAACCGUAACUAUGUAAACAAA
Messenger RNA from Suncus etruscus (white-toothed pygmy shrew), 815 nucleotides. It is a transcript of the gene EMC4, whose product is annotated as ER membrane protein complex subunit 4. The coding region runs from base 16 to 567 and encodes 183 amino acids. Gene Ontology annotation, biological process: protein folding in endoplasmic reticulum. Gene Ontology annotation, cellular component: EMC complex. NCBI's taxonomy places the organism in Eukaryota, Metazoa, Chordata, Mammalia, Eulipotyphla, Soricidae. The record is from RefSeq and is a predicted model, not a curated record. The transcript is spliced from 3 exons.